AUGUCUUCCAACGAAGUUCAAAUACCAAAACUUUAUGAUGAUAUCAUGUUUAUCAAGGGUGGAAAUGCUGCUGGUGAGUAUCAGUUGAGGGUUUUAAGAAAGUGGUAUGUUUUUAAUAGUGUUUUUCCUGGAAAUGUUGAAUCGGUUGAUAUGGUGAUGAUCGACAGGAAUGGUCAUAAAAUCCAAGCCACUAUUCCUAAUCUUUUGUUGUGUCUUUUCGAUAACCUAAUAGAUGAGGGUAACGUUUAUGUUUUGUCUAAUUUAUCUGUGACUUACAACUUGCAUGAGAUUCUAGGAAGUUAUAAUAGGUAUAUGCUUGUGUUUAAUGUUAACACUAAGGUGAAUCUUUCUUCGAGUUCUUCUAUUGCACAUUAUGGGAUGUCCCUCAUCGGAUCCGAUAAUGUUCUCCAGCUUUCCGAAAGAUUCAAGUAUUUAGUUGAUGUAAUUGGUGUGAUAACUUUCAUCAGACACAACAAAAACUAUUUCGAUGACGGCACCAUAUCCACGACAGUUUCUUUCAAGCUUACGGAUCAUAGAAAUUCGUAUGAUUGUGAGCUGUGUGGUGACUAUGUUGAUCUUUUUCGUGUAUUGAUGGAGAACCAACCCCUAGGGUUGCCCAUUGUUGUCCUCCAGUUUGCUAAAAUAACUAUGCAACAAGGUUCCAUUGUUGUUCAAAGUGUUGACCAUGUCACAAGGCUCUAUGUUAAUCCAGUCAUUCCUGAAUCAAUACAAUUCAAGAGAGGAUAUCUUUUUAAAUUGAUUCUGGCACUGAACCAGACCAGAAGACUUCUUGGUAAUUGUCCGACGGAUAAAUCGGUGGGCUUUAGGUUUGAUGUCAGUUACCAAUUCAAGACAAUUUCUGAGCUAAUGGAUGACCCCCAAACUGGUAUUUUUAUUGUCAAUGCUCGCAUAGUUGAUAUGAUUGAACUGAACCCGUGGUGGUAUCCGGUGUGUCGUUGUGAUAUCAUUGUUGAGAGCUACCUCGGUGCCUAUUUUUGCGAGAACUGCCACGCAACAGAAUUUUCUGCUGUUCCAAAGUAUAGAUUUAAAAUGGUGUUAGAAGAUGAAACUGGUGCCUGUUUUAUUGAGGCCUAUGAUCAUGUUAUGCUUCCUAUUUCAUUGGUUGACCCUAAUAAUCCGAUAUUGCCUGAGGCUUUUUUUCCCCGUGCAUUUGACUCGGUAAUGGGCAAAAGUAUAGUUUUGAUCCUGCACAAGACAGUUCACAUUGAUAAAUUUCUUGAUCCAGUAUAUGAGGUUCGUUGUGUGUCCGAUGAUCCUCAGGUGAUGAAUUUUUAUGCUAGCAUUGGUCUUUGCAGGAUUCCUUCGAAGGUUGUUCCAAAUUUGAUUGAUCCAGAAUGCAAUCUGAUGAAAAAAAAGGUGUAUCGUCCUCCUGUUACCUCUACCGAACGUUUGCUUGACGAGUAUCUAGGACCGGUUUAUCGCAGGAAUCCGCCAUGCGACGAUGCAGAGAGUUCUUCUGCUGCUGCUGGGAAAUCUAGAUUGGUUAGGCAAUGUAGUAGUAGUUUAUUUGUUCUGGAUAGUUUGAAUGAAUAUGAAGGUUUUCACAUUACAAUGGAGUAUUCCAUUGAUAAUAUAUCCAGGUUUAGUGUUUGUUCUUUAAUGUUUAGGAAUGAUGUUGUAAUUGUGUAUUGA
Molecule: messenger RNA, 1653 nt
Organism: Trifolium pratense (red clover)
Lineage: Eukaryota; Viridiplantae; Streptophyta; Magnoliopsida; Fabales; Fabaceae
Exons: 10
Coding region: 1-1653 (550 amino acids)
Source: RefSeq, a predicted model, not a curated record